Messenger RNA from Larimichthys crocea (large yellow croaker), 2221 nucleotides. Its product is annotated as transmembrane protein 116. Gene Ontology annotation, molecular function: G protein-coupled receptor activity. The transcript has 12 exons. The record is from RefSeq and is a predicted model, not a curated record. Bases 421 to 1428 code for a protein of 335 amino acids. Gene Ontology annotation, biological process: adenylate cyclase-activating G protein-coupled receptor signaling pathway. NCBI's taxonomy places the organism in Eukaryota, Metazoa, Chordata, Actinopteri, Sciaenidae. Gene Ontology annotation, cellular component: plasma membrane.
UGUGUGUGCUUAUAGAAGAGAGUUUUACAUUGCAAACAAAUAUCCCCAUAUAUCCUUAUAAUAACAAACGUUAUUUUGAUAGGAAAGACCCCUCCAAUUAUAAAGAGGGGGGCAAACAUCUAUAUAGUUGAGUGGAAAUUCCCUGUAUUGAAAAUGUAGCUCGAAGAGACUGAAAGACAGAAGGAGGCAAAACCAGAAACAUUCCCAGUCUACCUGGGGUUUACCUAAAGAAGUAAUGCACUGAUAGCAAUCCGUCAGGCAAACACUCCAAGCAGGUGGAGUCAAGAAAGCUGACACGUGACAAGGUGCAGACUUUUUAUAGAGGUGUGCUUGGAUAAGAAAACACAGUCUCUUAAAAGUCUUUGCAGUUGAUUCAGCUGUGUCCAAACAGAGUUUUGAAUAGAAAAUUGGAUAUUUACCAUGAUGGACAGUGGACAGUGGGAACAUCUGAUUGAUGUUCUCAGUUGGGUAUACAUAGGGUCACUCAUUCCCAGCGUGAUUGGGAGUAUUUCUGUCCUGGUGGUUUCCAUAGUUAGAUGGAGGCAUCUAAAAGAACAGGUGCACGUCCUGGUGCAGCUCGCCUUGGCAGAUCUCCUGGCUGCUCUGAUCCUGAUGGCUACCAGUGCCAUGAACAAAGUACACACCAGUACCAGUGUGCGCAACGCCAUCUGCCCGUAUAGCCUGCCACUGUCUUUGACAUUUUACUGUAUUUCAUUUCUGCUGGUGGUGGUUUACGCAUGGCAGUCGAGGAAUGCAGUCAAAGGGUGGAGAGCAAGACCCGCAGAGGAUGAGGGUGGACAGAGUCUAGUCACUCUACCUGUCUAUGCUAUUGUGUGGUUGAUCCCCAUUUCGAUAUACUUAGCAUAUGUUCAUAAGCUUAGUCAAUUUCCGACCAGUGACCGAUCAAGCAUCAAAAACUGCAGUUGCAUUUUGUUCUUGCAACAAUUCACCAACGAUUCAUGCUCUGGGAAAAUACAUGACAUUUUCAUCCAAGUCUUUCUUGUCUCCGUUGUGAUACCAGUGAUAUUGACGUGCUCUGUAAUUUACCAUAAGGUUGGUAAAUGGUAUAAAAGACAGCAGGAGCAGGAGGGGCUUUUUCCUGUGGAGGGAGAUGGACGUUCAAGAAGGAGAUUGAAAAGAAUGAUUUCUACAGCAAGAAAUAUGGUUAUGGUCAUCUUUUUCUGCUGGAUGCCAGCUGUAGUUCUCAUCCCCAUUCUGCUGUCUACCCAUGAUGUUAAGCAGAACAUCCUAUUUGUCCUUUUGGUGAUACAGGCUGUCACUAUGUCCUUGCAAGGAUUCCUGAACAGUAUGGUUUACGCCUGGAGUCGGCCCAACUUCACGGAGGCUGUUCUUGGGGAGAAAACACCCCUGGUGACAUACGACCAUCAGGCUUUUUUUGAUGAAUCACUCAGGACCUCGGCGUGUUGAUUCACACUUGCACACUGAGAGACAGUGUUGACUGUUGUUUGUUUGCAACAAUGCACUGGCCUGAGGAAGACUGACUGCACACUUCAUGAAAGUUUUGACUGAAACAUAGAACAUUCUCAUUUGCAGACUGAAGAUAAAAAAAAGAAAUAGAAGAAAAAAAAAGAUGAAGGAAACAAGCAUGAACUCCAUGCACUGUAUUUCAUUCCAGCUGCUGAAUUUGUGCAUGGAUGCAACAAAGUCAUAGUGAUAUAUGUUUUGGUAAAAAAUUAUAUUUUAUUAUGUUUUGUCAUUUAUAUUUAUAUUUUUCGAUAAGAUGUUUUUUUUUUAAGAUUGUUUUUUUUUUUUUACAUUUCUGAUCUGUUUGAGGGGAGUCAGGAAAUGCUGGGAGAAAGGUGUGAUGACAUGCAGCAGAGGGCUUGAGCUGGUGACCUACUGGGGUAGGGGCCCUUAAUAAGGCUCUCUUUAUCCUUCUGUUUCAUUAUUGAUUUGUUAUUCAGCAUCUUUUUAGUGCUCUGUAGUUCAAGACAAGAAUGGUGGAAAACCUGUCUGUGCACUCUUCAGCCAUUGUCAUUUCAGAAGCACGUGUCUGUUAUGAUGACAUAACAGUCUGUGGAGAACACUGUAUGGGAACAGUGAGGAAUGCGCUGAGUAAUUGCAGACUGAGGAAGGGACACAAUUUAUGCAUUGUCAUGUCUGUGUGUAAGUACAACUCUGAACAUGAUCUCAUAAAAAUAUUGUGUGGUUUUGUGACAGAGCUCACUUAAAAGGCAUGUCUGCUGCUGUCUGAUUGUUU